AUGGUGAAAGAGAACCAUCGAUAUCAUUUUCAGCGUCGCCCUGCAGAAAUCACUGACACUCUUUACAGCGAAACAUUCUGUAACCAGCCACGGGCAGAAUACUGGCUCAAACACAAAUCCAGAAAUAAGACACCAAGUCGUCACAAAGUGUGCACUACAAUUGCCAAAAGUGGCAAUCUGACUGUAAUGCUGUGGGCACGACAAAAAGGAUUCCCAUGGGAUGAGCAGACAUGUGCUUGGGCCGCUAGGAAUGGGCAUUUGGAAAUGCUCCAAUGGUUAAGAGAGAACGGUUGUCCAUGGAAUGCACAGACAUGCUUUCAUGCCGCUGAAAAUGGACAUUUGGAAAUUCUAAAGUGGGCUCGUGCAAAUGGUUGUCCAUGGAAUGCACAGACAUGUGCCCAUGCUGCUGGAAAUGGACAUUUGGAAGUUUUGAAGUGGGCUCGUGCAAAUGGUUGUCCAUGGGAUAAACGGACAUGUCAAUCUGCUGCUGCAGGUGGACAUUUGGAAAUUUUGAAGUGGGUUCGCUGCAAAUGGUUGUCCAUGGGAUGCACUUGCAUGUCAAUCUGCUGCUGGAAAUGGACGUUUGGAAGUUUUGAAGUGGGCUCGUGCAAAUGGUUGUCCAUGGAUAAAUGGACAUGCUUUCGUGCCGCUGAAAAUGGACAUUUGGAGAUUUUGAAGUGGGCUCGUGAACAUGGUUGUCCAUGGGAUGCACUUGCAUGUUCCUCUGCUGCUAGACGAGGACGUUUGGACAUUCUAAUGUGGGCUCGUGAAAAUGGUUGUCCAUGGAAUGAAUCAACAUGUUCCUCUGCUGCUGAAGGUGGACAUUUGAAAAUUUUGAAGUGGGCUCGUGAACAUGGUUGUCCAUGGAAUGAAGUUACAUGUUCUGGUGCUGCUGAAGGUGGACAUUUGAAAAUUUUGAGUGGGCUCGUAACAUGGUUGUCCAUGGAGAAAAGACAUGUGCCUAUGCUGCUCGAUAUGGACAGUUGGAAGUUUUGA
Seminavis robusta is the source of this 996-nucleotide messenger RNA. Lineage: Eukaryota; Bacillariophyta; Bacillariophyceae; Naviculales; Naviculaceae. The record is from the annotation of a GenBank genome assembly.